Messenger RNA from Leptinotarsa decemlineata (Colorado potato beetle), 585 nucleotides. RefSeq names its product probable RNA-binding protein 46. NCBI's taxonomy places the organism in Eukaryota, Metazoa, Arthropoda, Insecta, Coleoptera, Chrysomelidae. The record is from RefSeq and is a predicted model, not a curated record. Gene Ontology annotation, molecular function: RNA binding.
GUUACUGUUUUAUACUUGAGAAAUGUUCCAUUCAAAUAUACUGAGGCGGAAGUUCACACCUGUGUUUGCAGUGUGGUAGGAUCUCGGAUAGUAACAAAGCUCCACAAAAUGUUGAACUAUGCUUUUGUUCAUUUUUCUAACAGAAGCGAUGCCGAAUUUGCGAAACAGAAACUCCAAAAUUUUGUUAUUGGAAACCGUCUAAUUGAAGUGGAAUGGGCAAUACCUCGUCGUUUUAGCAAAAAAAAUAGACUGAACUGUGGUCCCAACAAUUUUUGCACCUCUGUUCCUCCAAACAUGAGAAGACUUGUUCAGCAACGUCUAAAGAGUUUGGACUCUCCCAGCCGAUGUUCCAGCGUUCUUUCUUAUGAAAAAAAAUCCAAACAAUGCGAAAGUGUAUCUGAUAUUCUUAGCAGAAUGUCUUUACAGGGCUCAUCUAAAAGCUAUGUUGAAACAAGCAGUUAUAUCUCUGAUGAAAUAACAUCUGGAACUACAGGAAGUAAAUUGAAGCAAGUGAUGCCAAUUGAUUUGCUUUUAUCCAAUCUUCUUAAGAGGGGCACAAUAUUAUUUCCAUUGCGUGUUUUGUAG